AUGGACAAUUCUCUAAUAUUUCCUCUUUUUCUUGUCUUUCUAGGUCCAAGCCACAGUCACUGGACUUACGAAGACCAGCAUCAUUGGGCUACUUCUUAUCCUGAUUGUGGUGGAACGUCCCAGUCUCCCAUUGACAUUGAUACAAGGAAGGCCGUCUUCAGUCGCCAGCUUCCUCCCAUUGAGCUGAAGAAUGACGACACGCUUCCUCGGGCAGAAACACUGACUCUGCUUAACAAUGGACAUACACUUCAGCUCAACCUGCCCAGUACUCUCAGCAUGAGUAUUGGCACUGAUGUGUACCAUGCAGCCCAACUGCACUUCCACUGGGGGACAGAUGGACAAGAAGGUUCAGAGCAUUCUGUAGAUGGAGAGCAUUAUGAUGCAGAGAUCCAUGUGGUUCACUAUUCUGAUAAAUAUCAGAAUCUUAAAGAAGCAGCAGACAAGGUGGAUGGAUUAGCAGUCCUGGGGGCCUUCAUACAGGUUGGAGAAGAAGAAAAUGCAGGUUAUCAACGUGUAUUAACGUAUCUGAAGAAUGUCACUGAAGAAGGGAGCAGAACCACAGUUCCGUUUGUCAAUGCCAAUGAUCUGCUGCCUGUGAGAUUGGAUCGCUAUUUUCGCUACAAUGGUUCUUUGACAACUCCACCUUGUUUUCAGUCUGUUACAUGGACAGUGUUCAAUGAGACAGUUUUUGUUUCCAAGGAACAGUUAGAACUACUGGAAUCCACUUUAAAAGGAGAUCAUGAUAGUAUUCUAUCAGGAAAUUUCCGAACUCUCCAAGACCUGAAUGGACGCAAUGUACUGGCUUCAUUUCCUUCCUCAGAUCAAAAAAAGUCAAUUGGUUCAAAAGCACCUUCUGAUGAGAAGCAGAGCAAUUCUGUGGAUGAAGAUCCUGAGUUACCAGAAUCAUCAUACAGACUAGGGGACAUCUUAGCAAUUGUGUUUGGAGUUCUUUUUGCCAUUACACUGACAGCAUUUAUAAUCUAUGUGCUGCAUCAUCGAAAGAAGAACACAAGGUCUGGAUCAGACAAAAGAGAGAAUGUGAUCUACAAAGCAGCAGUCAUGCAAGAAGCAUGACAUAACUCUGAAGGAAACUGCAUCAACAAGACACAUGUGACAUUAAACUAUAACCCACAUUGUCAGGAGGAGCCAUCUUGUCUGUGUGUUACAGGUGAAGUGGUACAUUGAAGUAUCACUCACAUCAACAGGACUUUCACACAAGAGGAGAAGAAUUGAUUAUGAUGCAGCAUAAUAUUUUCUUUCAUUUAUCCUGUGAAAAUCUCAGCUGCUAUUAUUCCCUUAUUUUUGGUGUGUGUGUGUGUGUGUGUGUGUGUGUGUGUGUGUGUGUGUGUGUGUGUGUGUGUGUGUGUGUGUGUGUGUGUGUGUGUGUGUGUGUGUGCGUGUGUAUGUGUGUGUGUGUGUAGCUGCCAUUCUGUCUCCAUCUUACGAUUCCUGUCUAGUAUUUCUGAUUCUGCCACAUACAGGCAGCAAGGCUACUUCUGUCCUCUUCACCCUUCCAUCUUUCUCUCCUGACACUCUUCUUCCAUCCUACUCCUCUCUCUUAGUUCCUGUUUGUCUAGUUCUCUCUCUGUCACCAUUCUGCCUUCCUGUAUUUCUCCCUCCUUCCUCUUCUUUUUCUCCCUUUCAGUCCUUCACAACAACCACAAGUCCUGGGCUAGACUUCGCCCAUUCAAGAUUAAUGCAGCACAACAUGAUGGUUGACCUACUGAUGUAUAUAUCCUGUCAAUAUAAAAGGGUUUGAGCACAUUGAAUUAAAUUAGAAUUUGUAAUCCAGUUACUGCAGAUACUUUCAGUGAGGAUUUCUUACAUUCUGAGUUAUUGACCCUUGAUAAAAUAGCCACCAAAAUGUGCCAUCUGAUUGACUAAAUUAAGUCCUUUUAGCUGUGGUAAGUAACAGCUACCACAACAAAAAGGUUUCUUUUAGCCUAAAAAGAAAAUAGAUUCAAACUUACCACCAUUACAGUGCAGUUUGUGAAAAGUUUGUUACUCCCAAAAUCUGCAGGCUAGCUACGUGUUGCUGUCCCUUUUACAGUCCCAGAAUAACAAAGUCAACUGCAAUAUGACUCUGCUUUGAAUCAGUGUACUUUGUAUAUGUCUGCACAUACAAAAAUAAAUACAUGCCCUGCAUAUGGCACAGACUGUCUCCAUUCCAUUAAGAGCACAGUGCAUCCUCUUUUUUAAAAAUAAUACCAGUAUAUUAUGAUGAUGAUGAUCAUGAUAAUAAUAAUAAUCACUGGUAACCACGGCUAAAAAAGGACUUACUUACAACAUUUUCCAUCAGAUAUUUACCCUUAUGACUAUACCAUACAAGAUGGGAUAAAUUCAGUUUCACCUAUGCUCCAGUGGUGAUUAUUACUGUGAUUAUUAUUAUUUAAUAUUAUUAAUAUUAAAAUAACUCACUGCAGUUAUCUGAAUAAAAAAAAACCUUAACCCUGUACAAUAUAUUAAAUACCAUGAUUAUCUUUAACAAAAAGAAAGCAUUCAUUCAUUCAUACUUGUUCUAUUUUCCAAAUAAUAUAAUGUUUAACAAUACAAUCAUCAAUCAACUAUUAUACACCUUUAUAUAUACUAUGUGCAAUUGACCUGAACAAAGGAGGAAA
Messenger RNA from Protopterus annectens (West African lungfish), 2618 nucleotides. It is a transcript of the gene CA9, whose product is annotated as carbonic anhydrase 9. The coding region runs from base 1 to 1074 and encodes 357 amino acids. The transcript has 11 exons. Gene Ontology annotation, cellular component: plasma membrane. The record is from RefSeq and is a predicted model, not a curated record. NCBI's taxonomy places the organism in Eukaryota, Metazoa, Chordata, Ceratodontiformes, Protopteridae. Gene Ontology annotation, molecular function: zinc ion binding; carbonate dehydratase activity.